UCAUUGAAAAUCCACAGCUUUGCGAGCACUGCAGAACUUUUGGUUUCUCGGGUACGUCUUUUGGGAUUUAGUUGCAUUUGGUAGGGAAAUUAGUUGGGUGUUCGAGAAAAGUAGCGCGUAACGGUAGAAAACCGAACUCAAAUGGACCCCUGUGCGUGUACUGGGUUUCGCCUAGCUCGAAAUCCUGUUAGACAGCCGGAUGAGAUCCGCAGACAAUCCCUUUGCGUACCUUUGACCAUUUCUUGCUGAGUUUUUAGCGUGGCCAGCCGCCUGUAGUAAGUGAGUAGCGUGAAACCUCUUCUAUAUUAGGGAAUAAUAACUGUAGAAGGGACAAGGCGGAUCAGACGCUCCAGUGACGUCAGAUCCGUUUCCUUGGCAACCAUCUUGCAACUCCCGCCUCCCCUCAUGCGCUCCACCCUCCACGGGAUUCGUGAGUGUGGGUAUACGCUACCAGCUAGUGAACCGAGCGCUUCAGUGAGUGAUUGCCCUGCCGACGUACGACACGCGUGCCGUAUCACUGGCGCGAUCAAGUAAGGUAGGGAAGUAAACACUUGGUAGUAGAAAAGAAGAGCAAAAUACGUGGGGGUUUUCUUCUUUGCCCUUUUUCCCCCCUCGAGAGAGGUGAUGCAUCUUGUUUGUUGCCAUUUUGGAACUCUUGGAAUGGAAACAAGUCCGAUCCUUGCCUAACACUAGUUAAAAGUCUGUGGCGAGAGCGUUGCGAAGUGGCCAAAAAUAGUCGAAAUCGAGAUAUCUAGAAGGGGUUUUUGUUGUCUGUGUGUUCUUGUAUAGUGCUCGGUCGAGUGCUGUUAGCUCCCUUCGCGUUCAUCUCUGCUCACUAUCGAUUAGAGAAGUGCGCAAACCCACGUUCUCCUCUUCGCUGUGCGUGUCUUUGUCGGUCAUCUGAAAAAGAAGAAGGGGGAACAAACACUGUGUCGGAUCUCCAUCCAAAUAGUUGACUGCUAUCAAGGUUCUCUUCUUCGUCAAACAAAGCCGCUGCUCUACGAAAAAAUAAAAGAGAGUUGGGCUCUGUGUUUGUACUGAUUCCACUUGGCGAAUCCCGUGAGCUGUGGAAACAUAACAAGACCAACGUGAACGAGAUUUUACAUGCUUUGAGAUGCCAUUCGGGCCUUCCAAUCGUAACACUGCAACACUUGGUCAGAACAAACCCGUCUACCCAACAUGGACUCGAAAUUACAUUACAAACACUCGUGGAUGUGGAACAUGGCCGGGCAACAUCGAAGCUGCCCCCAGCCGUUACGAACAGUUUGUGGCAGCUAUGACGGACGAUGAACGAUUUCAAAGGGAUGUCACGCUGGGCAAACGGAUUGGUUUGUACAAGUUUCGCGGCGAGCUGGGCACCGGCAAUUUCUCCCGUGUCAAGCUAGCCUUCCACCAGUUGGCCCACGAGCGAGUAGCAAUAAAGAUCAUUGAAAAGACCGGCAUGGAUCAAAAAGCCUUAAUGAUGCUGUCAAGGGAGAUUAACAACAUGGAUACUGUUCGACAUCCUGCCAUUGUCAGAUUGUUUGAAGUGUUGGAGACGAUAUCAAAAGUGUAUUUGGUGAUGGAAGUGGCGCCCGUUGGUGAAAUGUACACCCACGUCAGUAUUACUGGACGCUAUGACGAGUCUUUGGCAAAAAAUCUCUACAGUCAACUCAUUUCAGCGGUAGAAUUUAUGCAUGAGAACGACUUAUACCAUCGUGACAUCAAGGCGGAGAAUGUAUUCCUGUCGUCCUCCGAUCGUGUACGGCUUGGAGAUUUUGGAUUUUCGACAAGGAUCGUCAACACGGUUGAACAUCAAAGCCAUCUUCUGACAACAUUUUGCGGAUCCCCGCCCUACGCCGCGCCAGAACUCUUUUACGACGACGCCUACUCAGGAUCUGCUGUCGAUAUUUGGGCACUUGGUGUUCUCCUCUUUUUCAUGGUGACGGCAACGUUGCCUUUUCAGGGCCAGACAGUGAAUGGACUUAAGAAUGCUAUUUUGGAGAAUAAUUACUUCAUACCUGAUUACUUGAGUGCGUCAUGUGUUGAACUCAUUCGCGCCAUUUUGAAUCGUGAUCCGGCAGAGAGAAUCUCUAUGGCUGGCAUCCGCAGCAGCGAGUGGCUAUACGGUCAAGUCAAACUUACACCGUUACCCACUUAUCAAUUUGUCCCUCCUGAACCGGAUGUAGAGAGAAAUAAAAUGGAAACAAAAGUGAUUGCUCGGUUAGACGAACUUGGCAUUACCGAGUCGAUGAUUAUGGAGCAUCGCGAGAAAGGCGGGCGAAGUGAUGUCAUCGGUACCUACCGGAUAUUGAUGUAUCGAGCCAGUUGUGAAGAUGCGGAAGCAGAUGCAGCAAGUGUGAAACAAGAAGAAGAAAAGCAACAAGAAAAUUUUUUGGCACCGCCCACUGUCUCCUUGGCAGGAUCUCUAUCUAAAUCUAUCAAGUCGGCACUAUCUGUCAAAUCCUCCCGAUCGGAAAAAUCAGCUAAAUCAAGUUCCCCGAAAGUUAACCAAAAUUCGCCCUCUCCACAACCGCCGCCGCCACCAACUCUUCCGUCCGCCGCUCCAGAACCGGAACAGCAGCAGCAGACGUCAGCGUCCCCUGGCAAAAGAAAAUUCAAACAUAAAUUGAACAUGUCAAUUUUGUCAAAAAAUAAGACCUAUUCCCCAGCACCAGCUAAUAAUCUAACCGAAAAGAAAACAAAAAAGAAAAAAGGUUCUCAGGCAUGCAUCAUUCUGUAAAUUUUGUUUAUUACUUGUUACUAUGUAUAAGUUGUUAAGGCGUUUUAUAAGGCUUCUGUGUUCAUUUGUUAUUUCCGCUAACAGAAGAUUAAAUCGCAAAAGAAAUUCGGCAACAGAUAAAAGCUUUGUUUUGAUUGCUGUUGUGAAUCGGAAAAGAAAUGUCGGAUAGAUAUUUAUACUCACUAUAUUUAUAAUAUAUAUUUAUAUCGAUUUAUCAAUGUUGACAUAUGAAAUUGCUUAAUUAUGCAAAAACCGUUUCGUUGAUGAUGUAAUCCAUCGUACGAGCUCAGAGAAUUCAAAUAGAAAGAUGGACUUCAAUUAAGCGA
Molecule: messenger RNA, 3048 nt
Organism: Daphnia pulicaria
Lineage: Eukaryota; Metazoa; Arthropoda; Branchiopoda; Diplostraca; Daphniidae
Product: serine/threonine-protein kinase NIM1-like
Exons: 9
Coding region: 1115-2722 (535 amino acids)
Biological process (GO): protein phosphorylation; intracellular signal transduction; microtubule cytoskeleton organization
Cellular component (GO): cytoplasm
Molecular function (GO): ATP binding; tau-protein kinase activity; protein serine/threonine kinase activity
Source: RefSeq, a predicted model, not a curated record